Ectocarpus sp. CCAP 1310/34 is the source of this 1482-nucleotide messenger RNA. NCBI's taxonomy places the organism in Eukaryota, Phaeophyceae, Ectocarpales, Ectocarpaceae. The record is from the annotation of a GenBank genome assembly.
AUGAGUGUCGUUCAGGUGCAAGGGUGGGACAGGCCAAGCGGGUUCGUGUACGAGCCUAUCGAUGCUAACACAGGCGGCGGCAGCCGACGACGGCGGCCGCGGAACGUCCUGGUCGCCUGCGCUCUUUUUUGCGCCGUCGCGCUCGGCAUGGUCACGGUGAGGAUGUCGUCCCCACUGGAACAUUCCACCGUGCCGGGGUUGGCCAACCCCACAACCUUAGCCGCAGGAGAUGGUGGGGCGGGGUCACCCAAGCAGCAGGAGCAGCAGUACCAGCCGCGCAUGUCGUUGUCGACGAUGAACAGAGGUCCUCUCGGGGUGAGGGUAUCCAACCACUACCAACACGUCAACACGACGCAUGGCACGACGGACUUGUCUACAUACCCGUGGGAGCACGUCGCAGAGCCGUACCAAGCAACAAGGCUGGAGCUCACAAGCGUACCGGAGGGAGUCGUAGGCGGGUCGCACAUCAACUACUUCGGGCGGGCUGUGUCGGUUUCGGAGACAGAACUGGAGUCACGCGUGAAGAAUGCGAGGCGGCUCGUUGUCACACGACCCACCCGACUGCACGGCGCCAUCGAUGGCUUCGGGUUUGAUGACCUGCUGCCUUCCACCGUGCUCUCGGUGGCCCUCUCGGCCCUUCACCAAGUCCAGCAGCGAAGCCGCACGCAUCGCACGCUAGCCCAGUGGGCCGUCGCACUACGCGCCUUCGACGACGCCUUCGAGUGGGAGGAUAGCGGUGAGCAGGAUGGUCCGCCCGUGAAGCGUUCGAGGCAAGUGAAGGAGCGAAGAAAUUGGAGUACCUCGGCGUGGUGGCUGCAGCUCCAAAACGCAGACCUCUUGGACCACACCACAGAGGAGGCGAAGGUCUUCCACACUCGCUUCCGGGUACCUCACGCCUUCUUUCUAGAACUGGUGAAGAUGGCGAGGGGGAAGAAGUGGUUCUCUGUGCGAGAAAAGGAUGCUGUCGGACGUCAGGGGAUACCAAUUGAACUGAAGUGGGUGACCCUCAUCGCUCCGUCCAAGUACCCGGCGAACAGCGAGGACACUGCUUUCUCGAGGACGCUUGAGAGCGUGCGCAAGGACGUUGAGUGCUUCUUCGGUAUCCUGAAGGGACGUUUCAGGAUCCUCAAGCUCCGCCUCGGGUACCGCUCCAAGAAAGACAUCGACAACAUCUUCUACACCUGCUGCAUCCUGCACAACAUGCUUCACACCUUCGACGGCAUGGACGUGUUCGAGGAAGAUGUCGACUGGGUGGGGAGCGCUGGCCUGCACGACCCCUGGGACCAUGACCCACUGACAGACUUCACGUCUAUCGGAUCGACCGGGAAGCUUUCGGAGAAGGAGGGAGGGGAGGGGGGGGAGGAAAGCAGCGAGACGAUCGACCAGCACCCGGCGCACAGAGAGCUCAAGAAACAGCUAAUCGAGAGCUUUUCUUACCGGAAGAGACACAACGACAUUACAUGGCUUUCGAGGCCCACGUGA